This is a messenger RNA of Eriocheir sinensis (Chinese mitten crab), 3368 nucleotides long. Its product is annotated as gastric triacylglycerol lipase-like. NCBI's taxonomy places the organism in Eukaryota, Metazoa, Arthropoda, Malacostraca, Decapoda, Varunidae. Gene Ontology annotation, molecular function: hydrolase activity, acting on ester bonds. The transcript has 9 exons. The coding region runs from base 55 to 1293 and encodes 412 amino acids. The record is from RefSeq and is a predicted model, not a curated record. Gene Ontology annotation, biological process: lipid metabolic process.
AGAGCAUCAAUCAGCUGGUCUGGAAGAAGGGAGGCGGCGGUCAGCUCAGACGUGAUGGAGGGGCAGGCUAGGCACAUCCUCUUUUCCCUCCUCUUCUUCCUCCUCGCAGGCCGUCUUGAAGGGAAGGAAGGCGAAGACGUCAACCCGGACAUAUACCUGGACGUCCCAGGCCUCAUCACCAAGUAUGGCUUCCCCGUGGAGACUCACGUGGUACAGACGGAGGACGGCUACCUGCUGACACUGCACCGCAUUCCCCAUGGCCGGGCAGGGAGGAACAGCAGCAGCAGGCAGGAGGAGAACCGAGUAUUGCCAAGAACGCCGGUCCUGAUGCAGCAUGGGCUCCUCUCCUCCUCUGCCUGCUGGAUCAUGGGGGCACCUGAGAAGGCUCCUGCGUACAUGAUGGCAGACUCUGGCUAUGAUGUGUGGCUCGGCAACGCCCGGGGCAACACAUACUCCCGCCACCACACCUCCCUCAACCCUGACGGCAAGGAUGGCAAGUUCUGGGAUUUCAGCUGGGAUGAGAUAGGUCAGUAUGAUGUUCCAGCCAUGAUUGACUACAUACUGAACAAGACUGGCCACAAGAACCUCUACUAUGUGGGUCACAGCAUGGGAACCACCGUGUUCUUCGCAGCCAUGUCAGUGCGGCCAGAGUACAACAGCAAGGUGAGGGCCAUGUUUGGGCUGGGACCCGUGGCCACCGUCAAGCACAUCCUCAGCCCCAUCCGCUACCUGACACCGUUUGCCCACGAGCUUGAGGUCCUGCUUUCUCUGCUGGGCCAGUACGAGUUCCUGCCCCACAACAAGCUGUACGUCAAGUGGGUGGAGAUGGUCUGCACCACCAAGAGGUACCAGAAGCUCAUGUGCAUGAAUAGCAUGUUCCUCCUGACGGGAUUUGACGAGGCUGAGUUCAAUAUGACUUGGCUCCCUGUAAUCCUGGCCAAUAACCCGGCAGGCACCUCGGUCAGAACGUUGGCUCACUUUGCUCAAGGGGUGAAAUCAGGAAAGUUCCAGCACUUUGACUUCGGCACCAAGGAGAACCUGAAGCGCUACAACCAGACUCAGCCGCCCGUGUACAACCUGGCAAACGUGGUGGCUCCGGUGGGGCUCCUCUGGGCCGUCAAUGAUUUCCUGGCCGACCCAAGGGAUGAGACCCUCCUCGCCAUGAGCUUACCCAACGUGGUCCAUGACGUUCGGAUUCCACUGCCAUCCUUCAACCACAUUGACUUCAUAUGGAGCAUCGACGUGGACAAGCUCGUUGUUCGGCUCCUCCUCAAGUACAUGCCUUUCUACUGAGUUGGUAGUCACAACACAUUUCUUCAUGUAUACCAACCCAUCCCUCAACUGGUCACCAGACAGUCACACUACUGCCUGUUGAGCCUGUGGUUACAGUCUAUCCUUCUAUUAAGCUGACAGUCAUCAUUUGUACUGCUAUCCAAACUGUCUUGUGUCUAAUCAUCACUCACACAACGUUCUUUUCUCUAUCAAGCUGACAGCCAAACCACAUAACUCUUCUAACUUAACUGUCCCCCACUAGUCAGCAGAGUUAUGGCUGAUUUUUUUACACAUCAUAAUAGUCUUCAUCAACAAUAAUGUGGCUGAUUUGUCUUUUUUCAUUUGUUUUUCAAGGCAUAGUUAGUUGGUUUUGUUGAUUUUUUUAUAUCACUUUUUUUCGACUGAAUUUGCAAUACAUUGACUUUGAAAAUCCAACUCUUAUAACUCCAUCCCAAAAGUAGAAUUAAAAAGGCGAACUAGCCACAUGUUAAUAAAUACUAAUACAACGCUUCAUAAGUCUGGAGUUAUGUUGUACAGAUGCUCCUCUACUCACGGUGAGGUUUUAUUCUAAGAAACCCAUCAGAAGUUUAAAAUAUCAUGUCAAACUCACACCUAUUAAACAUCAUAACCUAGCCUAGCCUAGUCUACCUUCAGCAUGCUCAGAUCACUUAACCAGAGGCUACAGUUAGGUGAAUCAUCUAACACAAACCCUAUUUUAUAAUGAAACAUCAAAAUUCACAAUAUAAAGUAAAGAUUUUACCAGUUUCUCACUGUUGCACCAUCUUAACAUCAAAAUUUUGCAAGUGGAGGAGCAUUUGCACUUCCCAUCAUUCCCAGUCACAGCUUAUCCUUUCUUCUAAACUGGCAGGUAAUAAUUCUUGCUUUUUUUGCCAACCAGUUUUCUGUCAGUCACUACCAUUACAGUACCUCCUAUUAAUCCCUUCAGUCACAGCAUAUCCUCUCCACUAAGCUGAUGAUCAUAGUACACACCUUCCCAUUAACAAGUCACGCCAGACAGUCACAGUUCUACCCAUUGGUCACAGUGUAGCUCACUGGACAGCAUAGCAAACAUCCUCCCACAAUUUACACAGUCAUGAUACUUUCUCACAUCCGUGUCAUUGUGCACCAGCAGCACUGCACCCUCAACUCCACCACCAUCACAACAAAAGUUUCCAAGUGUAGUCUUGAAACUCUGUGGGCAUUGUGAAGUAAUUAAUUAUCUUAUCUGUAGGAACUUUUAUUGAUUUAUUUAUACAAACUAUUAUAUAUAUAUAUAUAUAUAUAUAUAUAUAUAUAUAUAUAUAUAUAUAUAUAUAUAUAUAUAUAUAUAUAUAUAUAUAUAUAUAUAUAUAUAUAUAUAUAUAUAUAUAUAUAUAUAUAUAUAUAUAUAUAUAUAUAUAUAUAUAUAUAUAUAUAUAUAUAUAUAUAUAUAUAUAUAUAUAUAUAUAUAUAUAUAUAUAUAUAUAUAAUGGCAUUUGAGUAGUGCCACACCUUCUUUUAAUGGAGGCUGAUUAUAGGAAAAAUUUUAACAUGCCAUUCUUCAAGUCAUUUGUACACCCUAUCUCUAUGGAUGUGAGCCAUAGACACUAAAUAGUGACUUGAAGAGGAGGAUUGACAUCUUUGGUAAAAAGUGUCUUGGCAGAAUCAUGGGAUAUCACUGGAAAGACUUGUGUUUCAAAUUGGUGAUUACUGUGUAAUCCCACGUCCUGCAUAGUCCCACGACAUGCAUAGUCUGUGAACGCAAAUUCCAGCUAUGUAGGCAUGUGGAGUGGAGGAGGCCAAGGGGACACCUAUAGAGCUUGUGGCUCGAGCAAGUCAGUGGAUCCUGCCUUGGGGUACUUAAGAUCAAAAGGGGGCCUGCAUUGAGACUUACUUGGAGGGAUUCCCAGGGCUGGCAUCAUAAGGUGGCGAUGUAUAGCCCAUUUAUUGAUUGAUUGAUGUUCAUAACAUAUAUACUGUAAUAUUUUUCUUUACUGUAAAUAUAUUUUCAAAAUUUUAUUUUUUACCAAUAUAUUUAAGUUUAUACUUUUACUGUACAUAUUUGCCUGUAGCACCAACAGUUUUGCAUAUUUUUUUCAUUAAAGUAUACACCUCUG